AAAAAAAAAAAUCUUCUAUCUAUGCGGAGAAGCAGUCUCUCGGGCCUCAAACGUUGAAAUUCGCUGUCUCUUAAGACUCUCAAACCGGAUGCUUUGUUGUAGAUAUGCUUUGCCACUUAUUACUAAAACAACCGGGAGCCCAAGGAAUACGGUGGUAUGCGCUGCAAAAGGUCCAAGACCAAGAUAUCCUCGGGUAUGGAAAUCAAGGAGGAGAAUUGGGACUGUUUCAAAAUCAGCAAAGCUUGUUAGUUGUGUAAAGGAAUUGUCAAAUGUCAAGGAGGAAGUUUACGGGGCACUUGACUCCUUUAUUGCAUGGGAACUAGAGUUCCCUCUAAUUACGGUGAAGAAAGCAUUGAAGAUCCUUCAGAAUGAACAAGAAUGGAAGAGAAUAAUUCAGGUGGUAAAGUGGAUGUUAAGCAAAGGUCAAGGAAGAACGAUGGGAACCUAUUUCACCUUACUGAAUGCUUUAGCAGAGGAUGGGAGACUUGAUGAGGCUGAAGAGCUGUGGGCAAAACUCUUUUCUGAUAAUUUAGAAAGUACUCCGCGUAUUUUCUUUGAUAAAAUGAUUUCUAUUUACUAUCACAAGGGCAUGCAUGAUAAGAUGUUUGAGGUAUUUGCUGACAUGGAAGAGCUUGGUGUCAAACCCAGUGUUUCUGUUGUUUCAAUGGUUGGAAAUGUCUUCCAACAGUUGGGAAUGUUGGACAAGUACGACAAAUUAAAUAAGAAAUAUCCACCACCAAAAUGGGAAUAUCGAUACAUCAAAGGAAAGCGUGUUAAAAUCAAAGUAAAGCAGCUAGAGGAAUUUGAUAAAAUUGCCAAAGGUGUCACUGAAGAUAAGGAAACUGACGAGAAUUAUGACAUCUAGCACCGCGGGUGGCCUUGACAGUGAGAUGCAAUAUGUUCAAUCUUGGGAGCAAGGGAAAGAAGGCUGUACGAGAAGAACAAACAAUCCUUCUUCAUGUCAUGUUAUAUUGUAUCGGAACUCUCAUUACUGUGCUAGUUUAGCACUGGGUUUAAUGAAAACAUAAGCAAGCUGUGGGGUGGUAAGAAUUGUUUCUUCCUUUUCUCAUGUGGACAGUUGAAAAAAUAUUUGACUAGUUGAUCGUUGAUAUGGAUACCACCUUUUGUAUAUCAAAUUAAAGUGUAAAGAAGAGUGCUGAAUGGCUCUGGUUUCCUUGGAACAGAUUUAUUUAAAGGGUGAGUUAGAGAUUACUGUAAUGAGUGCAGAGUUUAUUCAA
Molecule: messenger RNA, 1238 nt
Organism: Theobroma cacao (cacao)
Lineage: Eukaryota; Viridiplantae; Streptophyta; Magnoliopsida; Malvales; Malvaceae
Product: Pentatricopeptide repeat (PPR) superfamily protein
Molecular function (GO): protein binding
Source: RefSeq, a predicted model, not a curated record